UGUUUUAUCAGCGGUCUGAAGGUUACCGAAGAGCCGCACUGCUCGUGGGCUCCCUGUCGGUCACCUCGGCGGAGUUUGGCGCAGACUGAGGCCGGUGGCGAGCGUUCGUGAGACGGAGUCAUGGACCCCAUGAAGGCGCAGCAGCUGGCGGCGGAGCUGGAGGUGGAGAUGAUGGCGGACAUGUACAACCGAAUGACCAACGGCUGCCACAGGAAGUGCGUGCCGCCGCACUACAAGGAGGCGGAGCUCACCAAGGGCGAGUCGGUGUGCCUGGACCGCUGCGUGGCCAAAUACCUGGACCUGCACGAGCGGCUGGGCCGGAAGCUCACCGAGCUGUCGGUGCAGGACGAGGAGACCAUGAGGAAGGCGGCCGUGGGCAGCGGCUAGACGCCGCCGCCGCGGUCAGGGGUCGGGGUGGGGUAAAUUUAAAACAAAAGAAGUUCAGGCUCCGCUGAGACGAACUGGCCUCCUCUUCACGCCGGAGGACGAUCCGCAGGACGGAGGCUGCAGAGGGAGGCUGCCGGGAUCUCCUCCUCACUUCACACUCGGCCUGGAGACAAACCGACACACACCUCUGAGUUUGUGCUCGUUUACAUCCGUCUCUGAAUCCAACAUUCAAGCCUGUUGCCUGUGUGUCAGACUCCAGGCGCGUCUGACAGGUUUAAUCACGAACUAUGAGUUUUCUUUGUUCAAAAUUUUGUUAGUCAAGUUUUUUUUUUGUUUUUUUUUUUUUAAGUGAAGUGGUAGAAAUAUGGUGCGUUCAUGUCACGAGGGAGAGUGAGAAAUUCCAGUUUCUGAGUUGGCUCCAUUCACAGUGAUAGAAGUCACUUUCCUAGUAAGUGAAAUAAUGGUGUGUUCAUGGGUAACUGAAACCGUGGGACUGUUCAAAUGUCUGAACUUGAGGCUUUGAGGUCAAUGUUUACACACUUUGACAUGUUAGUAACUGUUUUCUUCAAGUAACCAGACGACUUAAAGUAUUAGAGGUAAGAAAUACUACAAGUACAUCUCAAAACAUUUUAUUGUUGUGGAAGAGUAAUUUAUCGCUUAAUUAAACUCGAAUAGUAAAACGUUAAUUUUACUUCUGUUAAAACAGUUUAAAUCUUAGUUUUUUUUUAUGUCAAUGUUUCUUAACAUUAGAUGGUUUUCUUUUUUUCCAGCCAUAAACCUUAUUAAUGCGUUCUCUAUCUCGUAGGUUACACGUGUGAAACUAAGUGACAAAACAACCAACUCUGCUUUGAUAUUCUCACGUUUUGAGAUGCGCCUGUACAUGUAUUAAUGCGGGUGGGUUCAGUGAUGUGAAAUCUGCUGCUCGGAGCCAAAAUUCACACUUUCUCAGUGUAAAGUUGUGAGUUUUCCCAGUUCCUGAAUGCAUCAUCGGUCUGUAAAUCACUCUGGAGGUGUGGUGCCUUCAGGCCAAUUGGAAAAUUCCCCUUUCUAAGCAGCGGAACAACACAACCAGAGAGUUCACCCGUGUAUGGGAAAAGGUGUGAUCAAACUUUUGAUCUGGAACUCAUGAUGCAUUCAGAAAGCUGGGAAAUUCUAUGACUAAAGCUGUUUCCGUAAUGUUUGCCGUGUCAAGACUGAUGAAAGUGAUCAUCAGUUUGAAUCCAAGUGUGAAAGUUCAGACCUGUGAGUGGAGAUGAACAUGCAGUAAUUCCCACCUUCAGUGGGAAGCUGGGAGUUUACAACAAUCAGACAAACUGUUCUCCUGAAUGUGUGUUUGGUGCUUUCAUGAAGGGUUUUCUGUAAACAGUGUGCACACUUAAAAGCUUUUUGACAGUGGGCUUCUGAUUUGAUCCAAUUAGAUUUUUCCAACUUAUCAAGAUUUCUCACUUUCCCAGUUGUAAAUUCUGCUUCGCAGCACGCGCAUAUGUUUGCUACUCAACAUUCAAUUUUCCCUCAGUUCUUGGUUUGUCUUGAACGCACCAUUGGGCCGUGAAACUCUUUGUUGCCUUCAACGGCCGGGAAUUUGAAAAGACGGUCUCAUUGUCUAAUUUCCCAGUUUGUCUUGAACGCACCAUUCUUAAAAAUGCGGUUUCAUUAUGGUGCGUUCACGUUCAUCCGUUCUUUUCUGUGAACGACAGAAGUAGAAUCACAUUGACAAACCUAGAAGAAAAACCUCGUUUCUGACAUCGUUUUGUUCAUCAGUGAAGAGCUGACGUGUAUUUUCAGCACUGGAAAGUCAGUUUUUAGUGAAGAAAGCGCCUCUAAACAGCUGAGAGAUUCCCGUUUCUGUGAUUUCGAUGUGAAUCGGUGAAAACUUAUCAGAACAAGCGCUGAUCUGGAGCCAGAAGGCCUCUCCAGCCUCUAUGCAGCGUUCCCUCUCUGAAGCCUCGUUUUCGCCUGUCGCUCGGUUUGAUUGGGUGAAAAUCAGCCUGAACUUUGCUUGUUGUGUGUUUGUGUGAGUGUGUCUCUCUCUUUGUGUGUGGACUGUUGUCAGUGUGUCAGUGGGCCAUGGUUUUUUGUUUUUUUCGUUUUUGUUUUUUUUUUCUCAUGUGAAAACCAGAAGCUGAACAAUAUGUUAAGGACUCUAAUAAAGUAUCAUGUA
This is a messenger RNA of Salarias fasciatus (jewelled blenny), 2548 nucleotides long. RefSeq names its product translocase of inner mitochondrial membrane 10 homolog (yeast) (gene timm10). The coding region runs from base 121 to 387 and encodes 88 amino acids. The transcript is spliced from 2 exons. Gene Ontology annotation, cellular component: mitochondrial inner membrane. NCBI's taxonomy places the organism in Eukaryota, Metazoa, Chordata, Actinopteri, Blenniiformes, Blenniidae. The record is from RefSeq and is a predicted model, not a curated record. Gene Ontology annotation, biological process: protein insertion into mitochondrial inner membrane.